This is a messenger RNA of Brenthis ino (lesser marbled fritillary), 525 nucleotides long. The record is from the annotation of a GenBank genome assembly. Lineage: Eukaryota; Metazoa; Arthropoda; Insecta; Lepidoptera; Nymphalidae.
AUGAACCACAUGGACCACAUGGACCACAUGGACCACGGAGACCACACGGACCACGGGGACCACGACUGCCACGGCGGCCACGCCAUGGUGUUCCACGCUAACGUAAACCAAGAGAUCCUGUUCAGUGGUUGGGAAACCACCAACGCGUUAGAGCUGUUUGGUUCAGCAGUCGCCAUCUUCCUCGCUGGAGCUCUGUACGAGGGUCUGAAGUACUACCGGGAGGCGCUGCACGUGAGGGCCACCACAGCCACGGGGGAUUCCCAAGUUAAUAUUGCAAAGAAUGAAUGCGGCGCAAAAGGAACCUGUGGUGGGGCUAAUGUAGUUAAAUACACGAUGUGUUCGUCCGCGCACUUCAUCCAGACUUUCUUGCACGUCAUACAGUCCACGGCUUCCUACAUCCUCAUGUUAGUGUUCAUGACGUACAACGUGUGGCUCUGCCUCGCGCUCGUGCUGGGGAUGGCUCUCGGGUACUUCUUCUUCGGGUGGAGGAAGAGCUCCGUCGUAGACACCACGGAACAUUGCCAA